ACGAGUGUUAAGGACUUUAGUAGCAUUUUCAUGAAUCAAGAGCUUAUUUUACCUUUAGAAAAACUUUAUUUUUUUAAUUUCUAUAAAUUAUUCGUAUUGAUAAUAAAUGAAGAGCGAAUACAUGACAUAUAACGAAUUUUAUGAAUAUAUACCAACAACAACAGGGUACGAACUGACCCGGCUACCUAACAUGGCUACGUCAACAAACGAAAUCAUUUGAAGCUGGGAGUUUUCAGGUCGUGUGGGGCUUUAAUGAAUAUUUGAAGGUAUGUUUAGACACAAGUAUAGUAGGAAAAUAUGUUAAGAAUUUUUUGAUAUUAAAUUUAUGAGACAGUAACUCAAGAAUACAACGAUAUAAGGCCUCAACCGUGCGCAGCUUUUUGUGCGCCGUAAAUCGAAGGUUUUUAUAAGGGGUGGCUCUGUAGCUCUCUGUUAUGUCAAAAUAUUUUUUCAGAGAGCUACAGUUCUGCAGCUACACUGAGCUAUGACAUUGUAGCCAGGAACAACAACGUGCAGUAGAUUCUGUACGUGAAGGUUUCAGUAAACGGAUUGACGAAAACAAUCAGACUUAUGCCUUGAAGGAUACUUGUUUUGGAUUUAAGGAUGAUUGCAACACCAUGCAAAGACAUUUGAUAUGAAUGAAAAGUGGAGGAUAUGUGCAGCAAUAUUUUGGAAUUGAAAACUAUCAAAUUUACUUUAUUCAGUCAAACAAUACUUUUUUAGUCGAAAGCAAAGUGAAAUAAAUUUAAAACCCCUGCUGAACUCGAACCCGCGACCAACAGUUCAGCAGUCGAUGUGCUAACAUACUGAUGCUUGAAAUGAAUAGAAAAAUAUUGCUGAUAUAUAUAUUUUCAUCCAUGUUUUCAAAGGAUCUCAUCUAUUACGAACUGGAAAUAGAAAAGCAUAUAGAAUUCGGGAAUGUACACAGGUUUGGGCAUUUUAAUCGAGGAAAGAUCGCCUCAUAGUUGAUAUGAUAGGUGUUAAACGAAGUAUUUAUAUAAGCUCAAAGGAUAGCCUUUCGGUGUACACGAGCAAUUUUCUUGGAAGAUGCACGCAGUUCUAAACAAGGUACAAUACCAAAUGAAGUGCCUGGAUCUGCGUCACGUAAAGAAAUUGAUGGAUAAACAAGUGCAAGUAAGCCUACAAAUGGGUUUGGACAUUUUAAUCGAGGAAAGAUCGCCUCAUAGUUGCUCGGGUCCUCUACCAUCUAGAGAUAUGACGGGUGUUAAAGGAAGUGUUUAUAUAAGCUCAAAGGAUAGCCUUUCGGUGUGCACGAGCAAUUUCCUUGGAAGAUGCACCCUGUUCCAAACAAGGUACAAUACAAAAUGAAGUGCCUGGAUCCGCGCCACGUGAAGAAAUUGGUUGAUAAACAAGUGCAAGUAAGCCUACGAAUGGUGUUCAUUGGGGUAGAACAUGCGACGAAGCGAUAUAAUCUAUUCUUAAAAUCAGUUUAAACAAUUCAUCAUCUGACGGCCAUCAUUUGCAAAGUACGUUUGAAUGUGUUACACUACAUCGUCUAGGGGAAUUUAAAAAUUCCAUACAUAACAGAACUGGUUGUUUUGAAGCAAAUAUGUCUGUAGGAGAAACGUUUUCAGCUUCUUCGACAUUUUUGAAGAUAUGCUUGGUGCUAGCUCCAUUGCAGACUUUAUUGUACAUCAUCGGGUUCUCCACUACCGGCUGGGUGACAAAAAAGGCAUCAGUUAAUUUUGACAAUAACAAUAUAGGGAUUAACUUCGGCAUUUCGUUGGCGACAAUACAGGAAGGCUUGUGGAAAGUCUGCAUUGCAGAUUCGUGUGCAGAAAUCUCAUGGGAGCAAGUUUCCGGCUGGCUACACGCUACAAGGCUUUUUGCCACGAUUGCUUUGAUCGGGUUCAUGAUGUCCACUGCUGGUGUGUUCGUCUGUCUGUUUAUCACAGAACUAUCACAGAGGCGGAUCCUACAUAUUUUGACGACUGUACUAGCUGCCGGGACAGGUGUAGCAGUUUUGGUUGCCGUAUUAAUAUACGGUUCACAUUACAACAAUCCUAUUCACCACCGUAUUUCGUUCACAAUGGAUCUUGGUUGGUCUUUUGGCCUCUGUGUGGGCGCCCUGGUUCUAGAUAUCAUAACCACCAUCUUGCUCAUAAUCAAUGUUGUUAAGAAACCCAAUUUGUAGAUAUAGAUACUCUACCAUUACCAUUGUAAACACUCCAAUGUAAUUAAUGUAACCUUGACUUGGUGCCGGGAUCAUAAAACUAUAAUGCGCUCAUCUUUUAAUUAAAUCUUCAGAAUUAAAGUCCUUCAUCUGGUUGGGGGACUGGCUUCGCCACUGGGAGGUCUGGGUUCGAUUUCGGCACUAGUCACAAUCGUGUUUUUAAGAUAAGUAACAUUGCUCCUACGGCUCAGAGCCCCAUACAUGGGUCAAUUUGUGGCACUUCAACACCAAGUGAUGACAUAUUUUUAUUAGAGAAAAUUUUUCGAAGUGGAAUAAAAACAGUAAACAAACAAAACCUUCAUACAUCACAAUGGCUAACUACCUUACCUCUCUACAUAAUGAUCGACUCUUGACUAUAUCACAAUGAUCGACUCCUGAUAUAUCACAAUGAUCGACAACCCAGUCCUGAUAAAUCACAAUGAUCGACUACCCAGUCCUGAUAUAUCACAAUGAUUGACUACCUAGUUCUGAUAUCUCACAAUGAUUGACUACCUAGUCCUGAUAUAUCACAAUGAUUGACUACCUAGUCCUGAUAUAUCAUAAUGAUUGACUACCUAGUUCUGAUAUAUCACAAUGAUUGACUACCCAGUCCUGAUAUAUCACAAUGAUUGACUACCUAGUUCUGAUAUAUCACAAUGAUUGACUACCCAGUCCUGAGAUAUCACAAUGAUUGACUACCUAGUCCUGAUAUAUCACAAUGAUUGACUACCCAGUCCUGAGAUAUCACAAUGAUUGACUACCUAGUCCUGAUAUAUCACAAUGAUUGACUACCUAGUUCUGAUAUAUCACAAUGAUUGACUAACUAGUCCUGAUAUAUCACAAUGAUCGACUCUUGACUAUAUCACAAUGAUCGACUCUUGACUAUAUCACAAUGAUCGACUCUUGAUAUAUCACAAUGAUCGACUCCUGAUAUAUCACAAUGAUUGACUACCUAGUCCUGAUAUAUCACAAUGAUUGACUAUCUAGUUCUGAUAUAUCACAAUGAUUGACUACCCAGUCCUGAUAUAUCACAAUGAUUGACUACCUAGUCCUGAUAUAUCACAAUGAUCGACUACCUAGCCCUGAUAUAUCACAAUGAUUGACUACCUAGUCCUGAUAUAUCACAAUGAUUGACUAUCUAGUUCUGAUAUAUCACAAUGAUUGACUACCCAGUCCUGAUAUAUCACAAUAAUUGACUACCUAGUCCUGAUAUAUCACAAUGAUUGACUACCCAGUCCUGAUAUAUCACAAUAAUUGACUACCUAGUCCUGAUAUAUCACAAUGAUUGACUACCUAGUCCUGAUAUAUCACAAUGAUCGACUACCUAGCCCUGAUAUAUCACAAUGAUUGACUACCUAGUCCUGAUAUAUCACAAUGAUUGACUAUCUAGUUCUGAUAUAUCACAAUGAUUGACUAUCUAGUCCUGAUAUAUCACAAUGAUUGACUACCUAGUCCUGAUAUAUCACAAUGAUUGACUAUCUAGUUCUGAUAUAUCACAAUGAUUGACUAUCUAGUCCUGAUAUAUCACAAUGAUUGACUAUCUAGUUCUGAUAUAUCACAAUGAUUGACUAUCUAGUCCUGAUAUAUCACAAUGAUUGACUACCCAGUCCUGAGAUAUCACAAUGACUAACUGGCCUAGCCCUCGUACAUCACAAUGGUUGAUCGACACAAUACAAAAUAUGCUAUCGAGUUAGAAACGAAGAUAUCGACAGCAAAUGAUCGUUGAUAUGAAGCCAUAAUCAAAGUCAUAUCUGAAUGUCGUUAUCGACAGCAAAUGGUCGUUAGAAAUUACCAGCAUGGUUUGAUUGACAGUUGAUAGCAACACGAUCCCCAUACUGCAUCAUGUCUUGGACGUGGGGCAUAUCUUAAAAAUGAGGUUGUCUCACUUUUAUAACCCCGACCCCUGGUCCUCUGUUUUGUUUAGAAGCUCUUGUCUGCAUAAUAUAUAUUGAUAUUGUAUAUUGAUGGUAUAGUUUAUUGAUAUUAUUGGAUAUUGCAUAUGCAUAUUAGUGCAUAUUCAUAUUACUGCAUAUUCAUGUUAAGGGACUGGUUCACAAUUUUUGAGAAAAAUAUUUUUCAUUUUUGAUGUUAAACAUUAAAAAUAUAACUCAUUUAGCCUUAAAUCUGUGUUAUGUAAACAAAGACUCGAGUCUUUUAAUGUAUACAAACAAAGCAGUGAAACAAUAAUUUUGUAAUAUAAAGCAUCUUAAUUCUGCAGAGUCACAAAUUUUAACUUUUAGAUUACACAUUUUACCCAAAGAAUGGUUGAAAUGUGAAAGAUAUGAUAAACUUUGAUCAAUAUCCAUUUCUUUUGAAAAUUUCGUACACAAUAACACCACAAUCUUUGUUUACAAAACAAAUAAUAAACUCCCUAAAAUGAGCUUCUGUGAUAACGUAUAACCUUAUUUUUUAUGUGAAAUCUUUUAAACAUAUUAGACAGUAGAUUUUGAUCAUUAAAAGUGAAAAGGAAAAUGUUGGGGGAAAUUGUGAAUCAGUCCCUUUAUUGCCUGUUCAUAUUGUUGCCUAUUCAUAUUAUUGGUUAUUCAUAUUCACAAUUUUGUAAAUUGAAAUUUGUAUAUUGGUAUCAUUGUAUAUUGAUAUUAUUGUAUGAGUCUCCUUAAUAUCGUCAUUGGACUUAUGUGGAUACUUUGCUAUAUAUAUGCAAUGCAUCUCAAUAAAGUUUUGAUACACCUUAAUCCAUUAACAAAA
Messenger RNA from Ostrea edulis (European flat oyster), 4882 nucleotides. RefSeq lists its product as uncharacterized. The transcript is spliced from 3 exons. Bases 1571 to 2155 code for a protein of 194 amino acids. Gene Ontology annotation, cellular component: plasma membrane. Lineage: Eukaryota; Metazoa; Mollusca; Bivalvia; Ostreida; Ostreidae. The record is from RefSeq and is a predicted model, not a curated record.